GGCCGUGCGUGGUACGUGCCCCGCCCCUCCCCGCCCGGAGCCCGGAUGAAGAGUAACGCCAUUACCGCCGGAGCCGCCGAGAGCCCUUGCGGACGGGGACCGGACGCCGGAGUGGCCGCGCCAUGAACUCCCUCCCCCGCCUGCUGCUGCUUCUCCUGCUGGUGUUCCCCGCCACUCUCUUGCUCCGAGGCCGCCCUGGAGGCUCAUUGGCAGCGGCUCAAGAUCUUACAGAAGAUGAAGAAACGGUGGAAGAUUCUGUAAUUGAAGAUGAAGAUGAUGAAGCAGAAGUGGAAGAAGAUGAACCCACAGAUUUGGCUGAAGAUAAAGAGGAAGAAGAUGUAUCUGGUGAACCUGAAGCUUCACCAAGUGCAGAUACAACCAUCCUGUUUGUGAAAGGAGAAGAUUUUCCAGCAAAUAACAUUGUGAAGUUCCUGGUAGGCUUUACAAACAAGGGUACAGAAGAUUUUAUUGUUGAAUCUCUAGACGCCUCAUUCCGUUAUCCUCAGGACUACCAGUUUUAUAUCCAGAAUUUCACAGCUCUUCCUCUGAAUACUGUAGUGCCACCCCAGAGACAGGCAACUUUUGAGUACUCCUUCAUUCCUGCAGAGCCCAUGGGUGGACGGCCCUUUGGUCUAGUCAUCAAUCUGAACUACAAAGAUUUGAACGGCAAUGUUUUCCAAGAUGCUGUCUUCAAUCAAACAGUUACAAUUAUUGAGAGAGAAGAUGGGCUAGAUGGAGAAACAAUCUUCAUGUAUAUGUUCCUUGCUGGUCUUGGGCUUUUGGUGGUGGUUGGCCUUCAUCAACUCCUAGAAUCUAGAAAGCGCAAGAGACCCAUACAGAAGGUAGAGACGGGUACCUCGAGUCAGAGUGAUGUUGACAUGAGCUGGAUUCCUCAGGAAACUUUGAAUCAGAUCAAUAAAGCUUCACCAAGAAGGUUGCCCAGGAAACGGGCACAGAAGAGAUCGGUGGGAUCUGAUGAGUAAAUGUUCUUUGUGCAACAAUUCGGUCUUUACUUAACCCGCCCUAAUGUUUUUCGGCCUGAUGGGAAUUAGUGCAGAGAAGCUAUAUCACCAUAGAAGGCAACUACCACUUAAUGUGUGGACUGAGCAAUCAGAGUCUGUGGCGGUAACAUUGCUGAAAAUGCACUGCAUUUAUUUUUCUAAAGUAACAAAUUUGGUUUUUUUUAAAACCAUUAAAAUCUAUGUGAGUGUGUGUGUGUAUGUAUGUGAGCAGUUGGUCUUACCAGAAUCAUUGUUGAACUAUCUGAAGCAUGCCUUUAGAAUACUGAAUAUAAUGCUAUUGUCUCUUCCUUUUGGACAUUUUCUGACAUUUUCCCCCAAAACUCAGCAUUUGCCCUGUAUGACUGUAGAUGUCCUGCCUUGGACUGUUUUUAAAGAAAACAACGUUUCUUCUUUAGAAUAGCGCAAAUCCCGCUUGAUGGCACAAAUUUGUAUGUUGUUGCUGUUUUACAACUAGUAUUCUAAAGGCACGAGCAGGCGUAGCUGCUUUUUAGCAGUAGAACUGUUUUGGUAUUUUGCUGCUGUUUACUAUAAUGCGCACCUUCCGAAACCUUCCCAAAUAAGUUCAAGGAAUUUGGGGAUCUCUAGCACCAAAAUUGUGAAACAUGAAAAUUCUGGUUUUGAUACAUAAAACCAACUUCACUCUCUUUUUUUAAAAGAAAAAAGGUACAUAUGUGGAAACUGAGUUGUCCACUGUUCUAUUUCUGACCCAAGAGAUAGCUCUGGGAUGAUUUUUAGACCACUCUGUUUUGUUUUUUUAAGAGAGCAUUUUCCUCUCCUUAAUAGAAGCAUCUUGCUUAAGAAAAGUUGCCUUGGUCUACAGACUAAGCAAAAUUCCAACUAAUCCUAACCUGUUAAAGAGUUGAUAGAUAAUUUUUAAUGGUUAACCAAUUGUUUUUUAUCUAAUCUUUCUUUGGGGUAUUUUGGUUGUUGAUUUUUUUUUUUCCAAAAGUUAAUCUGAAGAACUCCAAAAUUUUAAGCACUUAAGGUAUCAGAACCAAAAUUAAUUGGGCUUCAUAAAAUCCCUCUUAGUUGCCCUUGCCCUAGGUAGUAAAUUAAGUUUGGCGUUAUUGUCAGGCUGGAUAAGCAGCAGAGUAAAACAGUAUGAACACAUCCGAGGCUUUUCCCUCUGUCUUCAAGUCAAGUCAUAUUCUCCCACGAAAUUUUGUAAGGAAAUGGUAAGUGAAAUUUUAGUAGCUGUUUGUUUAAUUCCUGAUCUGUCUUCAUUAUAAUGAACUGACCCCUCUUUACUAUAAUCCCCACCUGCACCCGUGCCCACACAAAAAAACAACGAAACAACACAAAUGAGAAACCUUUCCAAGUUGCUUAAGUCCUUAAACAUCUGAGCCAAAGACAAUGACGAUAAAACAAGUUACUGUAAAGCUGUUAACCGCUUUGCAAGUAGGGCUAAGGUGUCAAAUUAACUAUAUUGGCAGUGCUGAGCUAUAAACUUUCUAUACCUGUAAUAUAAAGUGUUUGAGUUUUUAAUUGGGCUGUAUGAUCAGUAGUUUAGUUUGGAAAGCUCUGUGAGCUCUAAGAAACCGCAUGGUUUUUAUUUGAUGUAAUAUAGGAGACCCUCCACCUUCUCAAGGAAUAUUGAUAUAUUUCAAAACAUUUUUGUGAAUGUCCAAAUUUGUGAAAUUACUAGGACAUAAUGAAGUAAGGUGUAAUCAAAAAAUUUAAAUGACCUCUACAGAGCAUUUUACUGAAUUCCUGGUGAUACUUAGGCAAUGGCAAAGCCACGCUGAGUUACAAGUGCCAGGCCUUCUGACUCCUGAGUAAUCUGCCUUAUAUGUAUUAGACCUUCCAUAUCUGAGGUUCAAAUUAGCGCACGGAAAUUAUGUCAUAUUUUAUUUUUUAGCAUAGAUUGGGAACACUUAAAUUUUGAAGUCCUCAGAUGCCAGGGGUCUCUGUAGUGUCAGUGUUUAACAGAAACUAACUCCAUAAUGAAUGGAAUUCAAUUCCACACAUGGUUUGUUCAAGCACACUUACUUAAUAAGUAGCCUGUUUUUUAAAUGUCUUUUUUAAAUGUAAAUAUUUGAAGUUUUUGUUUGUUUUGAUAUAUUAAUUUGCUACACCAACCAUGGUUUCAGAAUUCAUCUUUUGAACAACUUGGUUCCAGAGUCUGUAAAAUGAACUGAGAAUCUUGUGUAUUAAGCCUGUCACUGGGACGUGUGAGAAUAAUGUGUUCAUAAAGCAUGGAUCUCA
This is a messenger RNA of Balaenoptera ricei (Rice's whale), 3227 nucleotides long. It is a transcript of the gene SSR1, whose product is annotated as signal sequence receptor subunit 1. The record is from RefSeq and is a predicted model, not a curated record. The transcript has 8 exons. Bases 123 to 983 code for a protein of 286 amino acids. NCBI's taxonomy places the organism in Eukaryota, Metazoa, Chordata, Mammalia, Artiodactyla, Balaenopteridae. Gene Ontology annotation, cellular component: endoplasmic reticulum membrane; endoplasmic reticulum.